Messenger RNA from Xyrauchen texanus (razorback sucker), 1466 nucleotides. RefSeq names its product pentatricopeptide repeat-containing protein 2, mitochondrial-like. Gene Ontology annotation, molecular function: protein binding; RNA binding. Gene Ontology annotation, biological process: mitochondrion organization; multicellular organism development; regulation of mRNA processing. Gene Ontology annotation, cellular component: mitochondrion. The record is from RefSeq and is a predicted model, not a curated record. The transcript has 10 exons. Bases 23 to 1174 code for a protein of 383 amino acids. NCBI's taxonomy places the organism in Eukaryota, Metazoa, Chordata, Actinopteri, Cypriniformes, Catostomidae.
CUGUGUGUGAGUGAGCUCAGACAUGGCGCUGCGAGGACUUAGCGGUUGUGCUCGCGUUUUACUGACCGAUGCAUCAAAAGCAGCAGUGCUUCGAGGCGCCCUACAGUCACACUGUUUCAAAUGUCGAGAUGGAGCAAAACGCCAUCUCUUGUCUGAAGAUGUGGUGAAGCUGCAGGAUUUCCAGCAGAGAAAAGUCGCUGUUGCACACCAAGUGUCAGGAUCAAAGGGUUAUUAUUUUGAUACCGUUAAUAAGAAAAUUGAGAAAAAUGAGCUAAUCUUGAAGGAUGAAUUGAAACUUCUUCUGCAUUUAUGCCAGUCUGCUGAAGAUGUUAUCACGACUAGAAAUGCUAUUUACAGGUACCAUAAAGAGAAUCGUAACAUGGCGUUUGGUGAAUUCAGGUUUGGCCCUCUAUUUAUGAGGUUAUGCUAUGAGCUGGGUUUAGAGGAGCUGGCAGCCACAACUAUUACAGAUCCGGCUCUGAAAGGAUUCUUUUCAGACUCCACAUCAUUUAAUAUCGCCAUGGACAUGCUUUUCAUUAAAGGAUGCUAUGAAAGUGGCCUAGAGGUGGUUGGAGAGAUGAAGAAACAAGGAGUGCCAUUCAACAAAGACACCUUCAUACUAGCCUUUGCCACUUGCUAUAAACUGAACACUUCAAAGUCAUAUCAUAUCUGUUUGGCCCUGUUGGAAGAAGGUCAGACAAAGGGCAGCCUCAUCCCUCGGCAUGCCUAUUGCUUUGCAUCUGCCCUUGCUCUUAAACACAAUGAUGUGGAGAGAGCCCAGACAAUCUACUCUCAGAUCAUGAGCAUAGACAGUCGACUUUGCCAGAACUUAAGGGUGCUCAUAUUGGCUAUGACAGGGUCCAUGAAAGAUGCAAUCUCUGCCCUCACAACAGCUUUAGUGUCCAAGACUCCAGUAUUUGUGAAAAAAACAGAGUUCUCCCAGGAAGUGGUUAAUGUAUUGAGGAAGAAGAGUACUAAUGGACUGUGGGAGAAGAAGGUGGAGCAGGUGGUGAGGCAGUUAGAAGAGGCUGGCCAGAUCACAGAGCAGACCCUGGAUGAUUUCCUGUGUCACACCCCGUCAGGGAAAAGGAGGCCUUUGGGAGUAAUGGAACAGGAAAGAAUGACCAGUCAAAGGACUCGUAGACCUUUGCAGUCCACACUACUGUCAGAGUGAACACUAACUGAACAGGACUCUCAGCUUUAGUGUGCACUAUUAUAAGAGUGAAGGUCCUUGAUCAACACACUCUGAAGAUGGCACAUCCAAGCUCAGGCUUUGGUUUCAUCUACCUCCUUUUAUAUCAAGACAACCUACUGUUACCUUCAACUUUUGAAGUCAUUUAAAGAUUUAAAAUCACAAUGUUUUUUUGGGAUGCUGUAAAUGAUUAUUCUUUUUAUUUGUGAAAUAUAAAGGAGGUUUGAAUAGAGUUGUGAACUCUUCAUUUCCCAGAGGAUAUUCAGUUGUCAUA